CGGGUGUUCUGGGGCGGGGGGGGGGGGGGUGGCUCAGGCCUCUUGGGACCAUGUAACCGUUCUAACAGCUGGAAAGGGAUGAGCUGCGGGCCGUUGCCAGAUUCCAUUUCCAGUGGCAGUUCCUUGCUCUUACUAAGGUUCUCUGAGUGAGCCCUCUACAGGCAAUUGGAAUGGAGCCUCACCAGCACAUCAGUUUCCCUUCCCUUCCACUGCUUCCUGUACCGCCUGGGCCAGGUGAGAUCCAGCAGCCAGGAGCCUGGAACUGGCAAUCAGAGCCUGAUCAGUGGGCGAGGUCAGUCCGACAGCAGUUGAAUGCCCAGCUCCUUUGGGUCUCAGAGCAGAAGGCAGGUCCGUCUCCUGAAGACUCAUCGUCUGAGGACCUUGAAUCUCAGCACUCCAUCUGUGUUCCAGAAGCAGAAGAGCAGCCCCGGGACCAUCACAGGAAACAGAGGCAGUUCCUGAAGGCAGUGACCCAGUCGCAGCACCCCCCAGCGCUGGAGCUCUUGGUGGCAGAGCUCCAAGCUCUGUUCUCGGCUGUGCUGCAGGAUGGCAGCCCUGCAGCUUGGCACUACCUGCAUGCUGUGCUGCGUCAGCUUCCCCCAUAUCGUGCACUAUUUGUUGGUCGCCUUGAUUUACUGCCCUUCCUCGAGCAGCUGUCCAACUGGGCCCCCUGGGUCCAAUCCCAGUUCCAGCUGGACCUGCUAGAUGCCAUAGAGCAGGCCUUUCCCCCAGAUACCUCUUUGUUAGAGGGUACCUCCCAUGUCAAGUGCUGUCCCCAGAAGCAGAAGUUCCACCAUGGGCCGCCACACCCAGCCUGCCCUUUCGUGCAGGCCCUGUGGGGUGGGCAGCAGGUAGGGGAGGAGUUGGCUACAUGGCUGCGACCACUGACACUUCCUGAGCUGCAGCACAGCCUGGGCAUUGUUGGUGCUCAGGUGGCCCUGAAAGAGGCCUGGUGGCUAGAUGGCCUUAGCCUCCUGCCCUUGGCACUGGCGACAGACAUCCCCAUACAAUACGAGAGCAGGGGCACUGAUGACGCAGCGGAGGAACUUGUUGGAAGAAAAGAGACUAAGCCUCAGCUUGGUUCAGAAGUUCCUGGUAAGAAGACUAGAUUCUCACCUCAGACUUCCCUCCUGGGUAGCCAGGUGAUGAACAUUCUGAAGACAGAGAGAUACCUGAAGAAGAUCCACUUCCUCUACCUAAAUGUAGCUCCCAGCCGGUACUUCAGGCCCUAUGACCUGAUGGUGGUGCCACCAAAGAAGGUGAACCCUGAGCACUACAUCUUCUCUCCCUUUGGUGUCCUGCACAUACAUCCGGUGGAGGGCAGUGAGACAAUGACACUGGGGACUUGGCACCGCCACUCUGUCCUUUGGCAGCAGCUCCAGUUCAUUCCAUUCUUCAAAUAUUGCCUCUUAUAUAAGGCCUUGGCCCGUUGGAAGAGGAGUAUGACAUUACAGCGGCUGCACCGGUGCCGUACUUUCCUCGGGAAGCAUCUACUCUUGGCUGUGCCCCACUUUGGAGCUGGGCUUCUGCAUAUUAGCAGGCUUCUGCAGGAGCUUCGCUCUGUACCCUGGCUCCCCCAAGACCGAGAUCGAUGCUACGAGCUGCUGGACCUGCAACAGGCUCUAGCCAAGGAGAAUCACAAGGCUCUGCGGCUGCUUUGUCGCUGCCUGCACCUGUGCACAUCCAUCCUGCAACUGGUUCACGAGGAUACGUAUCACAUGCAACAAGGCCUGCAGGAGCGAGUGAAAAACUGCAAGAGGAUCAGGACGGACCAACGCUCCGUCUACCUUCAGAGGGUACAGUGCCAACAGCUGGAGCAGAAGCUGAAGCAGGCAGAGGCCUGGUUGCUGCGGCUGGGACAGUUGGCGCGCCUCAUACACUACAUGAUUUGCCAGAGCCUUGUGUCUAUCGUAGAGGAGGAGAUAACCUCCUUUGUGGCCAACAUCCUACAACCCCCAAGGAAGAAACCCUUUCUCUCAGCCCAGCUGGUCUUUGACAGUUGUGGCCAGCUAUCUCCUGAGCCGUGUAUUGAAACUAUGAUCCAGAUUCUAAAUGUGGGCUUGGAGUCUGUCAAGACCUCUGUCCUGAAGGUAAUGCAGUCUACAGACCUGAAGACCCCCUGCCACGCCUUGUAUUCUGAAGAAGAAGAUGAAGAGGAAGAUUCGAACACAGAAUUCGCGAUGCCCAAGCUCCAGGGCCAGCCCAGUGAUGCUGUGCACAUCUUCUGUGGGCCAAAUAUAGGAUUGGUGUGGCCCUGGAAGUCUCACACGAUUACCGAAGCUCUAGAGGUCCGUGGGUACCGGCUGCGGGGCCAGUACCUGCCCCCCAGUUAUAAGCAGCUGCAAGAGGACCUGGACAACAAUCCUCGGAUCCAGCAGGCACUGACUAUGCAACAGGCCUUGCUGGAGGGCAUGCUGCAUGAGGUGAAGGAAUUCUGCAGGGAAUAUCGUUGGAUGACAAGCAUUCACCAGUUCCUGCAGGCCUGGGGGCCCAAGAAGCUGGAGUCCAUGAGAGGGGGUCCUGUCAAGAACUAUGUGAUGCUGGUGAGCUGCCUGAAUCUUUGGCAGACCCGUGUCUCCAACAUCCCUAACAAGCUGGUUACAAAAGGCAGACUGAUGCUGCUGGGCUGCCAUCACAUCCAGUCAGAGAUGGAAUCCAAGUUGGAGAGCAUCAGGAAGGACGUUCUUACCCAUGUGCAGAAUGAGUGCUGGACCCGCAGUCAGCAACUCAUAACAGAGCUCAUGGAUUUCACGGAGGUCUUCCAAACCAUCAACUCAGAUAUUCAUACCAUUGCACAAUGCUCCCAGAAGUUGAACGAGGCCAGUGAGCAGUACAACAUGCUGGAGGAGCAAGUGGAAUACAUCCGGUCACUCCAUGAACUCAUCCGGAACCACUUUAGCAUCUUUAGCGCUGAGAACGAGGCACUGGACAUCUCGGUGAGGAGGCAAUUCCAGAGGUCACUCAUGCCUCCCAGCCCCCCGCCCCCACCUGUUUUGCUUGACUGUGCUCUGCUUGUCCCACAGCUCCUGGAUGUGUGGGAGGCAUUUCAAUUUGAGAAAAGCCAGGCCUCAGAGUUCUUGCUCAGCAAGCAACACGCCAUUGUGCCCAAGCUGAAGCAGCUGAUAGCCGCAGCCCUGGUGGAGCUGGAAGGCCUGAUUGACAAGGCCCUAUCUGGCCCCUUCAUGGACCCCACGCAAGAACAGAGGAGCACUGAGCGCCAGCUCAUCUCUCUGGAGCGUCAGUUCCAGAACACAGCCAGCCACCUCAGUGAGCUGCACCACGCCUAUGCCACCUUCACUGGAGACAAGAGUCCUGUGCCCUUGCCAGUCUGCGGGACCCGUCCGAUUGUGCAGCAGCAGCGCAUCUGGCACCUGUACCGAGUCAUCUCCGAGAACAUCAGCGAAUGGAAGUGCAUGGCUUUUGCCAAGUUCAGCAUGACUAUGGCCCAGGAGAAGACAGAAGGCUGGCUGAUGGAGGCAACCCACAUGAGUACAAGCCUGGAGCUCCACAGCCCAGUCCUGCAGUGUUGUAUACGCAUGGUAGAGGAGUUCCGUAGCUACCUGCCAUUACUGACCAAGCUGGGCAGCCUCCAGCUCCAGAACUUCCAAGCCCUUCUACAAGCCUUAGGGUUAGACAGUCUCUGCAACAUGGAACUCCUAACACUGGGUCAGCUGCUCACUUGUCCACUGCUGGAUUUUGCAGAUCGAAUCAAUCAGAUCUGGCAGUGUGAAAACGAACGAAUCCAUGCACAAGAUACCCUACGGCGGCUACAGCGGGUCUGGGAGGCACGCCAGCUGCGACUCAUCAACUUCAUCCUGCACGUGCCCUAUGAGCCCCCAGGCGGGGAGCGCCCCAAGAAGCAAAUGGUCCGCAGCCCCCAGUGGGAAGUGGUGGGAAAGGACAGUGGCACCUUCAUCCUUUCAGAUUAUGGCAGCCUGCAGGAUUCUAUCCAGGAAAGUCUUCAGGUAUUGUUCAAGAUCCUGGCCAUCCAAAAAUCGGGAGACUUAAACAAAGCAGCUUUGGAGUGGGUGACCAUCAUGCAUAGCCUGAGUGCCUUGCUGGAGGUGUGGGUGACUUUCCAGCAGCAGUGGAUUUUUCUGAAUAAAGUUCUGCAUGAGAUGAAGAUCGAGUUUCCUAGUUCUGACCUGAACUCCCGGUUCAAGGCCACAGACGAUCAGUAUCGGACCCUGAUGCAGAUCUCUGUAGAUGACCCCUGGGUUCUGUCACUUAUCGUGCCCAGUGUCAAGCGGAGCCCUCAUUUCCAAGGCCAGCAGCUGCAACAGCUGCUUCAGGCAGGCUCCGUGGAGCUGGAGGGCAUCAUUAUGGCCCUGAAGAGUGUGCUCUAUCGGGUGUGCGCUCAUUUCCCCCGCCUCUUCUUCCUCAGCGACAGCGAGCUGGUGGCCCUGCUGGCUGCCCCCCUGGAGUCCUGCGAGGCCCAGCUAUGGGUACGGCGCUGCUUUCCUCAUGUGCACGCUGUGAGCUUCACGUCCAGACCACUUGAUGAAAAGGUGGAUGACCGGGAGGCAAGCCCAAACGCAUUGACUUGGGUGGAGGCGCUGGCAGUGCUAGGGGCAGGCGGCGAGGAGGUGAAGCUGCCGAGGUCCAUUCCUCUGCAUUCAGAUCUCCCCAAGUGGCUGGCCUCUCUGGAGAAGUGCCUGCGUCGGGCCCUGGUACACAAGUUGCAGGGUUGUGUGGCUUCCCGCCUCACUCUGGGCCCAUCGCUAGAUGAGGCCUCUAAGCAGCUGCCCCAGGAAAGCCAGCUGGCCCCACAGCUGUUUGCCCACCACUGGCUACACAUAGUCCAGGCCUUCCCGUGGCAGUGUGUGCUGGUGGCAGAGGAGGUCGUAUGGCGGGCAGAGAUGGAGGAGGCUCUGCUGGAGGGGAAGACCCCUGCCAUGGUCCGCGUGCAUGUGUGCAAGCUUGAGGCACUGGUGAAUUUUAUACGGGCCCAGAGGGCCUCCCAGGGUGAGCAGCCCCUGGGCUCUGUCCGCCAGGCCAGCCUGCUCAGUGCCCUGCUGGCCAUGGCAGUGACUCACCGGGAUAUAGCACAGCUGCUGCAGGAGCACCAGGUCAGUGAUCUGACAGAUUUCCACUGGGCUCGCCAACUCAAAUAUCACCUGGGCUCACCUCAUGUCAUCCCCCAGAGUCCCCUGCAGAGUCUCAAGACUAUCGCAUCUGCUGUGACUUCUCCGUCGCCAGCUGCAUGCUGGAUAGACGUUCUUGGCCGGUCCUUCCUGUACAAUUAUGAGUACCUGGGUCCCAGAUUGGGGUCUCUGCCCAGCCUGCUGCCUGAGCGGCCAGCCCUGGUACUGUUGCUGGCCUUGGAGGAGGUGGCCUGUGGGACUCUACUGGGCCCUGAUGGAAUAGGCAAGGCAACCACAGUGAAGAGCCUAGCACGGGCCCUGGGGCGCCAGCUGGUGACAAUGCCUUGCCUGCCUCAGAUAGAGGCCCAGAGCCUAAGCAACUACCUGAAUGGUGCCUUGCAGGGUGGUGCCUGGCUGCUGUUGGAAGCGGCUCAGCGCCUGCCCCUUGGCUUGCUGUCUGCCCUGGGCCAGCGUCUGGCUGAACUGCACCACCUCUAUGCCCCACUGUACCAGGCGGCCUCCCGAAGCCCCAGCACUGUUGACCCCACACAACCCCAGCUCCUCGGCAGUGGCUUCUUUGAGAAACACCACGUAUACAUACGCCUUGGCUACGGCUCUCUCCUGACACUGCGUUCCCUGAGCCCUGCUGUGCCUGCCAACCUGCACUUGCUUCUGCGGCCUGUGGCCUUGACACUGCCUGACCUUCAGCAAGUGGCAGAGCUGACCCUGCUAGGUGCAGGGAUGCGGGAUGCCUCCCGCAUGGCUUCCCGCUUAUCUAAAUUCUUCUCCCUAGAGCUUGAGCUGGUGUCGGCACCCCUGCCCUGCCGUUUGCCUCUGCUCCAGCAAAUACUGGAAGACAUGAUACAGAAUUUAAAUGUGACCAAGGAGGAGCCCAGGUCCCAGCAGCCCUACAGCCUGGCUGUGACCGAAGAGGCUGCCCUCCUGCGUGCUCUGCUACGCUCGCCACUGUUCAGCACCCUCAGUGGUCUCCACCUGCACAACCUCCAAGAGCUGCUCUGUGGGCUUUUCCCUAAUGCCAGGCAGGUGCUUGCAGAGCCUGAGGCAUACACGCCAAGGAAGCCAUUGCUGGUGGAGGAAUUGCUGCAGAUAGGCAUUCAUCCCAGCCCUGAUAUUUUGGGGUCCCUAGAGCAGCUGAGCCAGGCUCUGGGCCGGGCUUUGGGUAUUAUACUCCUGGGCCCCGCAGGCAGUGGCAAGACCACUUGCUGGCACAGCUUAUUUAAGAUCCAGAAUCAGCUGGCGGCCAGGGAGGAUGCCUCAACCCAGGGCUGCCAGCCGGUGGAAGUCACGCACCUAUAUCCCAAUGUCCUCAGCCCCCAGGAGUUCCUGGGAUGGCUAGAGGGCCCCUGCUGGCACCAUGGUGUCUUCCCUAGGCUGCUGCGUGCAGCCAGCAUGUAUAAGACUGUGGGCCUGAGGGGGCCACCACAGGAAUCAGUGGGGAUCCAGCACUGGAUAGUAUGUGAUGGGGUAGCCAAUGCCUCUUGGCUGGACCCCAUCACUUGCCUCCUGAAAGAUGCCUCCCAGCUCAGCCUCCCCAGUGGUCAGCAGAUAGCACGACCCCCAGGUACUUUUCUCCUGAUGGAGGUGGGAGAUGCAACAGGCAUGUCCCCCACAGUGGUGAGUCAAUGUGCCCUGGUCUGGUGUGGUGGGGAGCAGACAUGGCAGGGGAUGCUUAGCGUUCUGAUGGCAGCCCUGCCGCACGAGUACCACCUGCAUCUUCACACGGUCGCUGAGCUCAACCACCUGGCCGAAGUGCUGGUGCCAGCAACGUUCCAAUUCCUCACCUGCCAGGGUGCCAGCUCUCUGCUGCAUGUUCACGGGCAGCGGGCUCUUUGUCCAGGUGUGGCUGAAGUCACCAGUCUGGCCCGUAUCUUGCGUUGUCUGCUUGACCCCCACCUGAGGAUAGAUGAGGGGGAGAAGGCACACAUCUCAGAAGACCUCAGCUUUAGCGAUCCUGUGGCCCAAAGCUUCAAGUCCUCAAAAAGCAGCUCUCUGAACCCGUCCCAGGUUGAUAAUGAUGAUGCACCUAAUCAGCGCAAGAAACAUUUGCUGGCUGUCAGCAGCUUUCUUUUUGCAUUGAUCUGGGGCUUUGGAGCCCACCUGCCCUCCAGGCUCUGGCCCCUCUUUGAUACCUUCUUGAGGGGUUCUAUUAGCUGCCUCUCCAACUAUCCUGAGCCACCGCCUUCAGCCUUGGUGUUUGAUCUACAUGUGUGUCCUGAUAAUGGGACAUUGGUCCCCUUCACUGGCCAUUACCUGGGGAGCCGCAUCAGGGGAACUCUGGGAGCCUUCAGCCCUUCUCCACAGACUGAACGGCUCUUGUAUGUGGUGGACCUGCUUCUGUCAGAAGGACACCCAGUGCUUCUGGCUGGAGAGGCGGCGACCGGGAAGUCCACCUUUGUGGAGGUGCUCGUGGAGCCACAUCAUCCCUAUGUGUGCAGCCCCAUCCACCCUGCCUUCACUCCCAUCCACCUACGCCUGCUGCUGAGUCGAGGGGUCCAGGGCCAAGCACAGACUGCCCCGUGGCCUGGGCACCACCUGGAUUCUAAAGGCUCCCUCCUCUUCCUGCUGGAGGAUCUACACCUGGCUGCUUCUGACCCCGGGAAGAGCUGCCAGCCAGUGUUGGAGACUCUGCGCCAGGCCGUAGAUGGCACGGUGUAUGGCCACAGCACCUUGGAAUUGCAGACCCUGCAGCCUGUAGUCAACUUCCUUGCCACCGCCACAGUGCCAGGCUUCUGUGAGCGCCCACUGUGUCCACGCCUCUUUCGACUCUUCACAGUGCUGGCCCUGGGGAGUGUGACCCAGGCCAUGCUGCUGAGCAGGCACACACCAAGCAUCCAGGCCUGGCUUGAGCGCUUUCCCUCUGUGGAACGGGAGGUGGUUCUAGCAAAAGCCCUCGUCCAGGCCUCGCUGGAGGCCUGGGAGGCGGUGGGCAGCUGCUUUCUGCCCUCCCCCCUCCACCCACAUUACCGCUUCUCCCUGCACUCUGUGAGCCAACUCCUGGGUAGCUUGCAGUUGCUGCCCACCAGGAUGGGCUCCCGGGGCUUUCUGGACUGUCCCAGCCAUCAGGAGCACUUGCGCCGGGUGUCGGGCCUGCGUGGCACCCGCCUGAUGAUUAUGAUGGCCAUGCGCAACAUGGUGCGUCUCUGGUUGCACGAGGCCCAGAGAACCUUCUGUGACCGACUGGACAGCCCCAGGGAACGCUCCUACUGUGCCAAGCUGCUCCUAGGAGUAGCUCAGAGUGUCUUCUGCUGUGGACCAGCACCCCAGAACGGGGGCAAGGGCUCUGAGGAGGAGGAGGAGGAAGAGGAGGAAGAAAGAGUGCCUGAAGUGGAAUCUGAAGGAGAGCUGGCCCAGUGGGAGGACUUAAUAAGCAACAGCGGCAGUGAGACAGAGGAGGAGGAGGACCCUUACAGCCUGGAUGUCACCACCAGCUCACCCUCCGGUGAUUCAGGUCGAGCACCUUCCAUAGUACCAGUAAAGAGGGAGACCAUAGAAACCCUAAGUCCAAAGAUGAGCCAGGAGGAGGGCACAAAGGCUUCUGGCUACAAACUCCAGUUAAACAGAAGCAAGAUUUGGUGGCAGAAAACAGCCCAGAUGGACCUGGCCACACCCCUUCUGCUACCAGUGCUACUACUGCGCCCCCAGGAAAAGCCCUCAGACCUGGUCUUCAGUCAGGAGCUAACACUAGGGUCCAGCUCUGAGAGCCCCAACUUGUACCUGGAACGGCAAUGGGAGAGCCUAGAGGAGCAGCUGUCCACUUCAGCUGCUCAGCUGAAGCUGAGCACCCACCUGGCCCGGUGCCACACCAUGGCCAAGCACGUGGCCCGCCUGGUCCGGGUGCUGGCCAGGCCCCGGCAGCAUGGCCUGUUGCUCUCCAGGGCUCUGGGUACAGGGCGCCGUACGGCCAUCUCUCUGGCAGCUAGCAUUUACCAGGCCCGCCUCUUCCAUCUGCCAUCUGGCUCAGAGGAGGCCAUUCUCCAGUGCCUCCGGGAUGCCAGCUGGCAUGCUGGAAUGUUAGGCCAGCCAGUGGCCCUGCUGGUGCCCAAGGGUGUGGAUCUCACUACCCUUCAUCGUCUGCUAGCCCUGGCAACCUGGGGCAGUUUCCCUGACCAGUAUACAGAGGCAGAUCUGGACAGCAUUGAAGAACAUCUCCCCAGAGAAAACCUUAGUGUCAAGCAGAACAUCAAAAAGGAAACGCUGUUGCAGAGGUUCUAUCAGCAAGUCUGCAACCACCUGCACAUGUUCAUCCUGAUUGGAGAUGACCAGAUCCACGGGGAGCUGCCCUCCACCCUUUUCCUGAGGCUUCUUCAACUGGCCAUUGCUAGCAUUGACCGCUAUGAACCGUGGGACCAAGAUUCCCUCAUCAGUGUGGUCCGGUACUACCUGGAAGGUGCUCAGAAUGUAUCCACUGAUGACUCUCUGAAGUGCCCAGACCUCCAGGCGUCAAUUCCCAGGGUGGCUAAAGCCAUGGCUCUCAUUCACCUUUCGGCUGUCAGCUAUUAUGGACACCUAUGCCCCGAGUUGCCACUCGUCACCCCCAAGACUUUCCUAGACUUUCUGGACACCUUCACACUGCUGCAGCAACAGAUGACUCUGCAGAUUAAGAACAAGUUCCAGCGAAUCCAGAAUGCCUUGGGUCAUCUGAGAAUGAUUAUCAAGAAGCACAAUACCUACACCAACUUUGUCUUCAACUUAGAACAGCUGCUGAAAACCUCCUGCAAGAAUGUGACCACACUUCAGCAGCAGCUACAGAAAGGCCGGCUGCUCAUCAAGCAGCAGCUGGCAGAGUGUCAGCAGCAGGAGAACCUCAUUGAGACCCUGACCAAGCAGCGGGAUAACCUGCGGGCUCAGCACGAGGCUUUCCUGGAGCAGAUGGGUAAGGCCUUCCUGGGACCUCUGAGCCAGCUGCAGGUGGCUGACUUUGAGGAGAUACGGAGCUAUCGAGCACCACCAGAAUCAGUGGUCCAAGUGACCAAUGCACUGUGCGACCUGUUCCACUGUGAGACAGGCUGGGCCAGUGCCAAGCAACUCUUAUGCACCGAGGAUUUUUACCAGGAGCUGGUGUUCUUCCCUAAGGAGAAGAUGACAGACUCAGAGAUGAUAAAGCUAACCCAAGCUCUGAAUGCUCCAGGGAUGAGUGAUGCAGCUCUGCGGGCAGUAAGCAUACCCGCAGCAAACCUGGCCGCCUGGCUCUGGGCUGUUCUGCGCUACGGGCUGGCCCAGCGCCGAGGACUACCCACGGGCCUGCUUCUGCGGCAGAUAGAGGCCACACUGGCUCGGGAGCAGGCCCACCUGGGCCGCUGCCAGUUCCAGGCCCAGGAGACCCUAGAGCACAAUUUGGAUCUGGCCAAGACACUGGAAGAGGCCCGGGCUUCAAGCAACCAGAUGAUAGAGAACCUCAAUCAGGCUCAGUGUGGCCAGUACCACAAGUGGCCCAUCAAGGCUGCACUGCUCACACCCGUGCACUCCUGGACUACAGAGCUCCAGAAGUUGAAGGGGCACUGCCUGACUGUGUUCGGAGACGCCCUCAUGUGUUCAGCUGCUAUCAUCUACCUGGGUCCUUUCCCGCCGGUGCGGCGCCAGGAGCUACUAGACAAGUGGCUGGCUCUGUGUAGGGGCUUUCAGGAGCCCCUGGGUCCAGAUGAUGUGGCACAGGCAUGGAAGCAGAUGCAGAAAUCUGUCGUCAUGCCACCAAAGAACCCCCUGCUCUCCAUACGCUCUCCCUUCAGCCUUCUGUCCUUGCUGAGCUCUGAAUCUGAACAGCUCCAGUGGGACCGAGACCUGAAGCCCCAGGCAAAGUCAGCCCGCCUGGCAGGCCUGCUUCUGAGAAGCAACACCCACUACUCCAGUUGCCGAUGGCCUCUAGUGCUUGACCCCGACAACCAGGCCCUCAUCUGGCUGAACCCGCUGCCUCAGCAAGAGACUAGAUCCUUGGUCCCAGACCCCACUGAGCACAGAGAGAAGGGCUUUGUGAGAAAUCAAGAAGAAGAAGAGGCCACGGAAGAGGAAGAUGACAGUAGUGAAGGGUGUGAUAAGGCUAAGAACAAGACAAAAGAGCAGAAGACACAGGACAGGGAAAAUGAGGAAGAGAGAGAAAAGGAAGAGGAGCAAGAGCAGGAGGAGGAGGAGACCGAGAGGCAGGAGUCAAGGCCAGCCUCUGAGACUGGGUCUCUGCCCCUUCCCAACCUUCAUGUGCUCUCAGGUGCUGACCCAGAGCUGGGUCCUCAGCUCCGGGAGGCAGCUGCCAAUGGCCUGCCCGUGCUACUGACCAAUAUGGAGCUGGGCCUAGGGUGCCAAGAACUGCAAUGGCUACUGCAGCGGGAGGAGCUGAGCCAUCCCCAGGUGCAGCCUGGCUUCUGUCUCUAUCUGAGCACUACUGUCCCCCUCAGUGCCUUGAAAAAAGUGCUAGGUUAUGAACUGCUGAAGAGGAUGAAUGUGCUGGAUCUAAGCCUCAACAUGGAUACCCUGGAAGACCAGAUGCUGCAUGAAAUCUUGUGUGCAGAGUGUCCCGAGCUCAAGAACCGUUGGGAGGACCUAAAGACCAGAGCCCUGGACAGCUGUGAAUCUGUGAAGGCUGCUGAGGUGCCCGGGGGUCCUGGUUAUGGGUGGGCAUGAGCUUUAGAGGGGCCCAGGUACGGGGGCAGAGAUGAGUGUGGAUGGUUGCAGACUUCGUGGGAAAGGGUC
This is a messenger RNA of Mustela lutreola (European mink), 11786 nucleotides long. It is a transcript of the gene DNHD1, whose product is annotated as dynein heavy chain domain 1. Gene Ontology annotation, cellular component: dynein complex. Gene Ontology annotation, molecular function: dynein light intermediate chain binding; dynein intermediate chain binding; ATP binding. Gene Ontology annotation, biological process: microtubule-based movement. Lineage: Eukaryota; Metazoa; Chordata; Mammalia; Carnivora; Mustelidae. The record is from RefSeq and is a predicted model, not a curated record.